AUGGCUUCCCUCAGAGUUUCCUCGCGCUUUGCUCGUACAGCUUUCAAUGCAGCAAGGUCAAAUUUUGUUCGCACUUUCUCAAUUUCUGCACGCCAGCAGAAUGCCUCAAAGUCGGAUCUUGACCAAUUAAAGCACCCUCCUCAGGAACCUCCUUCGGACGAGGCUGCCAGGUUGAAGGACAACUCCAAGCCCGCCACAUACCUCGGUACGACCAAGCGUCUGCCAGAGUUCGCGCUCAACGACAAGGUAGUGCUGGUCACUGGCGCCGCACGUGGUCUGGGUUUGGUCCAGGCUGAGGCGUUGCUUGAGGCCGGCGCAACUGUAUAUGCUUUGGACCGUCUACCCGAGCCCAGCGAAGACUUCUACCGCAUCCAGAGACGUGCAGCUGAGGAGCUGGGUACCACUUUCCACUACCGCCAGAUUGACGUCCGCGACGUACCACAAUUGAAUGAGAUCAUCGAAGAGAUUUCCAACAAGGAAGGUCGUAUGGACGGGUUGAUCGCCGCGGCAGGUAUUCAACAAGAGACGAAAGCGCUCGAGUACUCGGCCGAGGAUUCAAACAGAAUGUUCGAGGUGAAUGUGACUGGUGUCUUCAUGACAGCACAGGCAGUGGCCAAGCAGAUGAUCAAGCAUGGAAACGGAGGUUCCAUGGCCUUCAUUGCAUCCAUGAGCGGCACAGUUGCCAACAGAGGAUUGAUCUGUGCGGCAUACAACUCGAGCAAGGCAGCCGUCAUGCAGCUGUCAAGAAACCUGGCCAGCGAGUGGGGCGAGCACGGCAUUCGUGUAAACACCAUCUCGCCCGGCUACAUCGUGACAGCCAUGGUGGAGGACCUUUUCAUCAAGUACCCAGAAAGACGCCGCGAGUGGCCAACACAGAACAUGCUAGGCAAGCUGAGCAAGCCUGAGGAAUACCGUGGAGCAGCCGUGUUCCUGAUCAGCGACGCCAGCUCUUUCAUGACGGGUAGCGACAUGCGCAUUGAUGGUGGACAUUGUGCUUGGUGA
Molecule: messenger RNA, 1002 nt
Organism: Aureobasidium subglaciale EXF-2481
Lineage: Eukaryota; Fungi; Ascomycota; Dothideomycetes; Dothideales; Saccotheciaceae
Exons: 4
Coding region: 1-1002 (333 amino acids)
Cellular component (GO): intracellular anatomical structure
Molecular function (GO): oxidoreductase activity, acting on NAD(P)H, oxygen as acceptor
Source: RefSeq, a predicted model, not a curated record